Nerophis ophidion (straightnose pipefish) is the source of this 4970-nucleotide messenger RNA. RefSeq names its product solute carrier family 25 member 24, like (gene slc25a24l). The coding region runs from base 66 to 1412 and encodes 448 amino acids. Gene Ontology annotation, molecular function: ATP transmembrane transporter activity; calcium ion binding. The transcript has 10 exons. Lineage: Eukaryota; Metazoa; Chordata; Actinopteri; Syngnathiformes; Syngnathidae. The record is from RefSeq and is a predicted model, not a curated record. Gene Ontology annotation, biological process: transmembrane transport.
GCGGUGAUGGUCCACUAGCAGUGAGUCAGCACCGGAGCAGGUCUGCAGUGCAGUAAUCGGCCCAAAUGGAUCAGUUCCGCGGUUUAUUCCUCAAAUUGGACCAGAACAAAGAUGGGUUCAUCUCGCUUGCAGAGCUCCACAGAGAAAUGAGCAAGCAUGGCAUCGUGGCGGCAGAUGCCAAGAAUGUAAUUGAUUCCUAUGACAAUGACAAAAAUGGUGUGCUGGACUAUGAUGAGUUUCUCAGCUACAUGACAGACAGAGAGAAGAACUGGAAAAUUUACUUUAAUCACCUGGACAAGAACCAGUGCGGAGUGAUUGACCAGGAGGACAUCAUAUGUUUGUUUAAGGAGUUAGGAGUGCUCAUUUCAAAGGCCAAUGCCAAAAAAGUAAUACAAAUGAUGGACACAGACAAUUCGAUGACGGUGGAUUGGGACGAAUUCUUGCAGCAUGUCAUCUUCAAGCCUGUGGACAGCAUCGGGGAGUUGGUGUCUUCGUGGAAACACAGUCUGGUCUUCGACGUUGGCGAGAGCCGAGCUUUGGCCAUCGAGUUUCCCGAGGAGAAUUCCGGCGUUGGUGCGUGGAGAAAGUUUGUUCUUGGCGCGGGAUUGGCUGAUGCUGUAUCCCGAACCGCCACAGCUCCCAUCGACCGCCUCAAGACCCAACUGCAGUUUUAUGGAUCCAAAGCAUUCUCUCGAGGCUUCCAGGAGAUUCGGUCAGGCGGCCUUCGUUCCAUGUGGCAAGGCAACGCCGUCAAUGUGCUGAAGGGGACGCCGCAGUCCACACUUCAGUGUUUCAUAUACGCCCAGAUGAAGGUGUCCAUGCAGGACAGAAGUCAGAAGAAUCUGAGUGUCCAGCAGCGUUUUGGCUUGGGUUGUGUGUCUGGUGUUGUGGCUCACGCGGUCUUCUACCCUUUGGAGGUGUUGAAAGUGAGACUCAACCUGCAGCGAGUGGGCACCUAUCAUGGUGUGAUGGCGUGCGCCCGCUCCAUCUACAAGGACGAGUCCUUGACCUCGUUUUACAGGGGCUUCAAACCCAGCAUCCUCUGCAUGAUCCCUUACGCAGGCGUGGAGUGUGCCGUCCAUCAGUCUAUCAUGAACUGGGCCCGGAGCGAUCCAGCCUACUGCAGCGAUUCCAGGCUGUUCUUCUUCAGUUUUGUGGCCUUUGCCAGUGGGCAAAUGUCCAGUUACCCUUUGGCGGUCAUAAGAACGCAGCAGCAAGCAAAAGCAUUUUCCUCACAGUCACAUGCCAAUGCAAACAUACUGCAAGGCCUUCUGGGGAUUUAUCACAGCCACGGACUGAGGGGAUACUACAACGGAAUGGGAGCCAGCUUCGUCAGGGCUGUUCCUUGCGCCUUGAUUAAUUUCACCUUGACAAAAACUUUUGAAGAUGCUUUUUCCUUGGCAGAAAGCUGAGAUUUGGCGGUUUAUGUUUUUCUAGGGAAGUAAAUGAAUGGGUGCUCACUCAGAUCAGCCGCAUUGGAUGAUCUGAUUUAAACUUUCAAACUUAUGCAACUGUACCAGAAGCACUCAUAGUUGUUGUUUUUUUUAAUAGAAAUGUUGUUGCAGAGUGUUUAUGUAAUUGUUUAAGUAUAGUCUUAGUUUAGGUCAGGGGUCGGGAACCUUUAUGGCUGAGAGAGCCAUGAAAGCUAAAUAUUUUAAAAUGUAUUUCCGUGAGAGCCGUAUAAUAUUGUUAACCCUGAAUACAACUGUCAGGUUCAAACACUGAUGACAUAUUAAACAGACAAGAAGCAAGGAAUUAAACAGAGACAGGAUUCAGUUUAGCUCAAUGAGGAGAAACGCGUAGACCUGUACUCUUGUACAGUGUCGUCCCAUGCCUCCUCUUUUAUUUGGACUUUCCCUGAUUACAACAACUAAAUGUGUGCAUCUCUUAUUCAUUUUAUUAACAUUUUUAUUCUGAAACUAACCAAUAAUAAAUCAAAUACUUUUGACCAUUAAUGCAACAUCUUGAACAGCUGCGAUAGAAACGGAUGGAUGGAUUAAAAUGCAUGAGAAUGUUUUAUAUUUUGAACUUUAUUUUUGACACUGUGAUUACUUGCGGAAUUAUUCAUUACUUAUCGUGUUAAGCAAUGUCAGGUAAGAUUUAUCAGAGAGCCAGAUGCAGUCAUCAAAAGAGCCACAUCUGGCUCUAGAGCCAUAGGUUCCCUACCCCUGGUUUAGGUGUUCGGGUGUCAUUAGGUGUUUAAGUGUAUAAAAUACAUGUAUUUAGUGUAAAUAGCUCCAGAUAUUUCCAUGGACUAAAGACAAGAGCUCUCCACUGUGUGGGGUCAUUUUUUUUUCAUCUCAUCACUCAUAAACGUGCAUUACAGUCAGUGGUGUGCCGUUUCAUCGUAUUCUCAUCAUGGCCGGCUCUACGCAGGGGUAAGAGGGGGCAAAGCCCCCUUAAAUAAAUGUCUUGCCCCCUCAAAUCAAAAUUUGAGAGAGCAAAUUUUAAUAAACUCACAAAAUUACUACAUCAUAAGUUGACAAAAUUAUCUGUACUAGCGGAAAAAUCCGCCGAAAAAGGGACACACACGAUAUAGUAGUGUCGGCUUCCCUCUCAACUUUCCCUCCGCUGUGCGUGUAUUCCACAUUCCACAGGCUGCGCAGCAGACACACACCCGCACACACCCCUCAGCCCUCAGUAAACAUCCAAUCACUGUUGCAGUAUGAAAGUAAAAGAAAAGGAAAAGUUGUCUAUACAUUUAUCAUAUACUUGUUAGGAUGGGUGUAUUUGUGUUGUCUUAUCUGUCAUAAACACGCUUAUCGUCGCAGACUUUCGGUGCUACGGAGUUCCUUUUUUUUUUUUACAACCUGACGAGAGCAGUGACAGCGGAGGCUCUGAGCAGCAGUGGUUUGGAAGGCAGAGAGCCUCCACUGUCCCUGUAACAAGCUACAAGUCAUUUAUGAUGCUGUUAAUGAGGAUAAAAAUGAAACAUAAGGUAUAUAUCCUGCUUAGCAGUCCUCCUCUGCUGUCCUCUGUUCAGAGCAGAGUCCCUAGCAACGGCCCGUUUUACUUAGCAACGGUCUGGCAAUUGACUGCUGGAAUUCUUUUUCUGUAGUUUUUCUUGUAAUUCUACAUAGUCAACCUUUAAUGUUUCAAUCUACAUUUUGUAAUAAACAAACUCUAAGUUUCAGUUGAUAUGACCAAGACACCUAAAAACAAAAACACUGCCGUUUUCAUCAAUUUACAAGCAAGUGGGCAACACACAUACAUUGGAGUGAAUGAAUGUUGUGCCCAGAUGAGUGCCCACGUCCACUGCAUGUGACAAACUGAAGACAAGUGACCUGGGUCUGACAGACCCCUACGUAAAGCCCCGCCCCAGGCUGUAGUCCUGUACUGUUGUUGUUUUUGUAAUCACAGCGGGUUUUUUCUGUUGUUGUUCAAGCUUACUUAUUUUCUGCUCCAGCUUCCAGCAGCUCACAAAGAGAAAGUUAAUGCUCUGUAAUGCAUCCAUUUUUCAGAGCAUUUACAAAGUCUAGUCCUGCUCCUGCAUGUAGUUGUAGCAAUGAUGCUGAUACUAGUACGUCAGGGACAGCAGCUAGCAAUACUGCACCUUUAGCACCAGAAAGCACUGUUUCUCCUUAACUUUCUUGUUGCCUCUUUUUGCACUGCCCUCCAAAUCUAAACAUUGGAACUAUUUAACUGGCCUCAACAAAAUUGACAAGAUCUUGGGUUUGGGGAAACCUGCUGUCUUGACGAAGCGGUUGUUGCUGGACACAGGACGGACUCUUGGGAGAAGAAGGUGGGCGACCAUUUUCUGUCGAGGACGUGAAGAUAUCCACAUAUUCGGAAUUAUGACAACAGGACAUCUGCUGAUUAGAGUAAGCAUUGCUCUGGUUUGUCCACAAAUUGGAAGUUGCUGGCAGUCUUCAAAGUACCCCAAAGCUACCACAAAUGAUUGGAGGAUGUGGGAAGAACUGUGGAAUACAUCGCACUGUCGACCCCGCAGUUUUGAGGACCAGUCAUAGACAAUUUAGAGUGAGAAGCAAAUUUUAUUUUCACCCGCAUAAAAAAUAAUUCUAACUUGGAUUGUUUCCCUAGCUUCGAGACUCUCCUGAAGGACAGCGCAGCGAAGACACAACAAACUCCCUUCUUGUCUCUCAUGGACACACACCUGUUGUUGUUGACUUUGGACUAGCGACUGCAAUACAUCAAGGCCGCGGAACAGAGACACAGUACGGGCUUACACACACACACACACAUCCACAAAAAUAUAUGCCACACAUACACACCCAUCCCCCCCCAACCCAACGCCCUCGACGCAAAUCGCAUAAGGGUGAUGAAUGGAUGGUCAGCGCCUGAGAGCUGCGGCCUACCAUCAUGACCUUGAACUACCUUCCGUCUGUUGCUAGAUAUCUCGAGAUGCAUGUUGUAGUACGUAUAUGUCCUUUGCUAUGGAGGUUUGUUUUCCCCACUCCAGACUGGGCCCCUUUAGGAGCUCAGUCUGGAUUGUAUUUUUUUACUCAUCCUUGCCCAGCGUUUACCUUUUUCCCAUCUUUUACGGGGUGCGCCUUAUGGCGGCCCAUCAGCGUUCUUGUUCUGUAACCCUGUACACUGUUUGUUAGAUGGAUAUAUAAAUAGAUAGUACUUUAUUGAUUCCUUCAGGAGAGUUCCUUCAGGAAAAUUAAAAUUCCAGCAGCAGUGUACAGAGUUGAGAUCAAUUUAAAUAAAAGUAAAAAGUAAAUAAUGGGGGUUUAAAUGGAAACAAAAUACAGAAAUAUUACAAUAAGAAUAAAAACUAAAAAGCAACAAUGGGAAUAAAAAUAUAACAGUAAAAUAAGAAUAUAACAAGACAAAGUAGGCCGUAGUGACCAUGUUAUGAAAACGUAUUGUUUGUCUAAUCUUGAACAGGUUUGUGCUGAAAACAAAGUUUUGUUGUACUUGUGCAAUGACAAUAAAGACCUAUCCUAUCCUACACACAGAAGUAGUGAAGUGAAGUGAAUCAUAUUUAUAUAGCGCUUUUCUCUUGU